Cavia porcellus (domestic guinea pig) is the source of this 5647-nucleotide messenger RNA. It is a transcript of the gene Smurf1, whose product is annotated as SMAD specific E3 ubiquitin protein ligase 1. Gene Ontology annotation, biological process: negative regulation of BMP signaling pathway; proteasome-mediated ubiquitin-dependent protein catabolic process; protein polyubiquitination. Gene Ontology annotation, cellular component: cytoplasm. The coding region runs from base 337 to 2610 and encodes 757 amino acids. The transcript is spliced from 19 exons. NCBI's taxonomy places the organism in Eukaryota, Metazoa, Chordata, Mammalia, Rodentia, Caviidae. The record is from RefSeq and is a predicted model, not a curated record. Gene Ontology annotation, molecular function: ubiquitin protein ligase activity; protein binding.
CAGCAGCGAGCGCGCGCGCAGCUCCGGGAGGCGGCGGCAGCGGCGGAAGCAGCGAGGGCGGCGAGCGUCCGGCUGUGAGACUUGGAGGCGGCGGCAGCGGCGACUCGCGGCUGGGCUCCGCUGGCUGGAGCAAGGGUCGGGGCGUCGGGUCGAGCGCCGACCGCCUUGGUCGACCACCGUCCGUCGCCCAGACGCCUGGGCCGCAGAGUUCGUGUCCCGGCUCGGACCCCGGCGCCCAGCCCAGAGCCGUAACCUUGAGGCAGUGGCGGCGGGGCUGGGCCGGGCCGGGGGGCGGCGGCGGCGCUGGAUCCGCGGCUACCGGAUCGUUGGCGGGAGAUGUCGAACCCCGGGACGCGCAGGAACGGCUCCAGCAUUAAGAUCCGCCUGACAGUAUUAUGUGCCAAGAAUCUUGCAAAGAAAGACUUCUUCAGACUUCCUGACCCUUUUGCUAAGAUUGUUGUGGACGGCUCUGGGCAGUGCCACUCAACAGACACUGUGAAAAACACGUUGGACCCAAAAUGGAAUCAGCACUAUGAUCUAUAUGUUGGGAAAACUGAUUCUAUAACCAUCAGCGUGUGGAACCAUAAGAAAAUUCACAAGAAGCAGGGAGCUGGCUUCCUGGGCUGCGUGCGGCUGCUCUCCAAUGCCAUCAGCCGGCUAAAAGACACUGGCUACCAGCGUUUGGAUCUAUGCAAACUAAAUCCCUCAGAUACUGAUGCAGUUCGUGGCCAAGUAGUAGUUAGUUUACAGACACGAGACAGAAUAGGUCCUGGAGGGUCAGUGGUGGACUGCAGAGGACUGUUAGAAAAUGAAGGAUCCGUGUAUGAAGACCUGGGGCCUGGGAGGCCGCUUAGCUGCUUCAUGGAGGAGCCUGCCCCUUACACGGACAGCACUGGCGCUGCUGCAGGUGGGGGCAACUGCAGGUUUGUGGAGUCCCCAAGUCAAGAUCAGAGACUCCAGGCACAGCGACUUCGGAACUCUGAAGUCCGAGGUUCACUGCAGACGCCCCAGAACCGACCACAUGGCCACCAGUCACCAGAGCUGCCUGAAGGCUACGAACAGAGAACAACAGUACAGGGGCAAGUUUACUUUUUGCACACACAGACUGGAGUGAGCACAUGGCAUGAUCCCCGGAUACCCAGUCCCUUGGGGACCAUUCCGGGGGGAGAUGAAGCUUUUCUAUACGAAUACCUUCUACAAGGCCAUACAUCUGAGCCCAGAGACCUUAACAGUGUGAACUGCGAUGAACUUGGACCACUGCCACCAGGUUGGGAAGUCCGAAGUACAGUUUCUGGGAGAAUAUAUUUUGUAGACCAUAAUAACCGAACAACCCAGUUUACAGACCCAAGGUUACAUCAUAUCAUGAAUCACCAGUGCCAACUCAAGGAGCCCAGCCAACCGCUGCCCCUGCCCAGUGAAGGCUCUGUGGAAGAUGAAGAGCUUCCUGCCCAGAGAUAUGAAAGAGAUUUGGUUCAGAAACUGAAAGUCCUCAGACAUGAACUGUCACUUCAGCAGCCCCAGGCCGGGCAUUGCCGCAUCGAGGUUUCCAGAGAAGAAAUAUUCGAGGAGUCUUACCGUCAGAUCAUGAAGAUGCGACCGAAAGACCUGAAGAAGCGGCUGAUGGUGAAAUUCCGAGGAGAGGAGGGUCUGGACUACGGCGGCGUCGCACGGGAGUGGCUGUAUUUGUUAUGCCAUGAAAUGUUGAAUCCAUAUUAUGGACUCUUCCAGUACUCCACAGACAACAUUUACAUGUUGCAAAUCAACCCAGAUUCUUCAAUUAACCCUGACCAUCUGUCUUACUUCCACUUCGUGGGUCGGAUCAUGGGUCUGGCUGUGUUCCACGGACACUACAUAAAUGGAGGCUUCACGGUUCCCUUCUACAAGCAGUUACUGGGGAAGCCCAUCCAGCUGUCUGACCUUGAGUCCGUGGACCCUGAACUGCAUAAGAGCCUGGUGUGGAUCCUAGAGAAUGACAUUACUCCCGUGCUGGAUCACACAUUCUGCGUUGAACACAACGCAUUUGGAAGGAUUCUUCAGCAUGAGCUGAAACCCAAUGGCAGAAAUGUGCCUGUCACUGAGGAGAAUAAGAAGGAAUAUGUCCGCUUGUAUGUAAACUGGAGGUUUAUGAGAGGAAUUGAAGCCCAGUUCUUAGCGCUUCAGAAAGGGUUUAAUGAACUCAUCCCUCAGCAUUUACUGAAGCCUUUUGACCAGAAGGAGCUAGAGUUAAUAAUAGGUGGCCUGGACAAGAUUGAUCUGAAUGACUGGAAAUCCAACACACGGCUGAAGCACUGUGUGGCAGACAGCAACAUCGUCAGGUGGUUCUGGCAGGCAGUAGAAACCUUCGACGAGGAGAGGAGAGCCAGGCUCCUGCAGUUUGUCACCGGCUCCACACGAGUCCCCCUCCAAGGAUUCAAGGCUCUACAAGGUUCUACAGGCGCGGCAGGGCCCCGGCUCUUCACCAUCCACCUGAUAGAUGCAAACACAGACAACCUACCCAAGGCCCAUACCUGCUUUAACCGGAUCGACAUCCCACCUUAUGAAUCCUAUGAGAAGCUCUACGAGAAGCUGCUGACUGCAGUGGAGGAAACUUGUGGCUUUGCUGUGGAGUGAAGAGCAGCUCAAAGCAGCAGAAUCUCACUCAUGACCACCAGACCAAAAGCAUAUAGCUUCUGUGUGCCUCCCACAAAGCUGGCUGAGGCCCGGAAUUCCAGAAAACCUGAGGGAAAAGGCUUUUCUCCCUCCUUCCUUGGCAGAAGGAGGGGGCAGGGGACUUUAGUAGGUGGCUUCCACCCAUCUAUCCUCCUUUAUUAUAGUUCUCCCACCUCCUCCAUCACCCAUCCAAUAAAACGCAGCCAGUUUCUGCCCUUGGCCCCAGUCACACAUGGCGGAAGAGGCUUACUGCCCUGUGCUCUUUAAGGGAGCUUGUACCACAGUUAGGGGUGAGCUGGGCCCUGCGGGUUUGCACGGUCAGUGUACUGGCCAUCCCCUCUCAUGUAGCCUCGGCACACCUUUCCAAACUCAGCACCUGCUGGUUAUUUUACCAGAGCUCAAAUUCCAAGUCUUACAUCCUACAGCCUGUUCUUAGUGGCAGAUUAAUUUCUAACUGAAAAAUGACUACAUAGUGUAUGCUUAUUGGAAUUGUGCCACAGCAGGAAGCUUGAGUCAAAAUGUGUUUCCUCUUUGUAAGGUAAAGGAAUUGGAGCAGCUUUCAUUGGAGGCCUAGGGUAUUUCUUUUCAGAGUAUCCGGGCUGAAAAAAACACUUGUUUUGCACAGAGAAAAACUAUCGUUCCUUUGCUGCAUCCUCUAUCCAGUUUGAAAUUCUUUCUAGUGAAAAUACAUUAUGGAGCUAAGCAAAGAACAGACCAAAACCAGCCUCAGAUUUAACCAGUCGGUCCUUGCCAAUUCCAGUGCCCUGUUGUACAGAGGAGCACCGACUGUGUCUCUAGAAGUGUUAACGAACUUGGAUGUGGCAGUUGUUAAGAGCUAAACUAACCAGUUUUGCUACUAGCUGAAAAGAGUGGGAUAGUGGCCCUGCUGACCAGUUCCACCUGAGUUAGUGCUGUACACAAACAGGGUAUGGAUAAAAGCAGUGACACAGGGUGGACAACUCCACAUGGACUCAGUUGGCCCCUUCGCCUUGGUGGCAGUGGUGACUUUAGCAGUUCAAGUCACUUACCCAAAUAUCUCCAUAGGCCGAGCAAGUCCAGAGCCAGCCAACUCUGCGUUUCUAACACCAUUUCCAGUUUGCACAAAAGUUCUGGCAGUGUUUUAUUUCCAGAAUGGCUUGGUUUGGAAGAUGGUAGCACCAACAAACUUUUUGGUAUGGUGUUGCUGCUGUUUUAGUUUGGGGUGGGGACAAGUACAGGGUAAUUCAUUAGCAAGACAUUUCACUGCUGUUGAAGUUUGAGUUCCAUGUGAGCUCCUGCUGUGGUCUGAGAUGGAUCAGGAAGAGCCUUUGAUGACUUUCAUCUGUUGUUUUUGUUACUUUGACUGAGACCUACGGUGGAGGAUUACUUACCCCUGUGCACCUGGCUGCAGCUCUUGUGCUUGGAAGCAGUCUGUUGGGUGGUGUGGGGUACACUCACCUGAGACCCUGAUCCAGGUUCGUCCAGCUCAGCAGCCACUAGUCCCAGGGUCUGUGGUGACACUCUGGACUGCUGAUGUGCUGGGGCGGAAGGGACCAUGUGGCAGGAGAAUUGAGUCCAUUUGAACGUCCGGGCCAGUGUGCGGCCUUAGUCUCUUUCAAUUUUUUGCCUUGCCCCAGUAGGGCUUAUCUGUGUCUCAUUCACCUUGAUGCUUUGGAGGGCGUUCUAGAAACCCAUUUCCCCAGGACUCCAUCCAGUUUUCCCUUACAGUCCCCUAAAGUUAGAGAAACUGAAAAGUACAGGCCCCCAGGGAGAUUUGCUGUGACCAAGACCCCAGCCAUGGGAGCCGGACAAGACAGCUGCAGAGGGAAGCAACCUAAUUCUUCAGGUCAGAAGUACUGCCGGAGGCCAGGGAUUUAGCUCAGUGGCACAAGUGCCUGCCUGGCAAGUGCAAGGUCAUGAGUUCGACCCCUGGAUCCAAAUAAAAAAUGCUGGAUUUCCUGGUGGUGCCCUCCCAAACCUGUACAAGGAAGGAAACCAGGGCACCGCAGUUCAAGACUGAAGCAAGAGUGGUGCUUGUAACACCUUGACUACUACCUUCUGUGCUGGGAGGAACAGUGCCGCGGGCCUUGGCAGGGCAGCACGCUGGCCUGCAUCUCUCAGGUCGGGUGUCCCUUCAGCUAAGGAGAGGCAGUGGCUUGGGCCCACCACGGCCUGUGUUGCUGACCUGCUCAGAGUUCUGUCCAGUCUGUGCAGUCCACUCAGCUUCUGCAGGCCGCUGUACUUAAGAGCUUGAACUGCUGACCAUGGUUUAGGGCUUCUGGACUCCCCACUUCUGGUGAAGCUCCUGGUGGUCCAUGUGUGAUCUUGUUGGUCCCCCCACCCCUGCCCUGUGGUUCCUCUUCACCUAAACCCUUCAAGGGCCCAACUUCCCAGCUCGCCCUCCCAGCGGCCAACAGCCGACACUCAGGGAUGUAGCAAACCACCACUCUGCGGCGUUCGGGUAGGAAAGUGAGGGCCACAUGGGCAGCUCGGGGUGACACAGAUAGCACUCUCCACCUCGGCAAGGAGACUCAGCCGCUCGAUUGGGUUUGACCCCUAAGCUGGCUCAGCCGCGUGGUCCAAAUUCAGGUUAGGUGGGUCUCAACUUGGAGAUGUCAGGAACGGUCUUCUGCAGAGAACACACCCUGCCCACCUGCAGCCAGCUGUGUGCCGCACAGCAGCCUUCCUGAAACACAGUAUGGAUUUUUAAAGUUUGUUUAUUUUUGUUUCUCAACCACUUUAUAAUGUAUUUUUAAUUUAUUUUGUAAUGUCUUGUUUUUAAGUAUUGCUGCUAUCCUUGUUAUUCUUCCCACUGUUUUUAUUGCUGAUUUAUUUUGUGAAAGAUGUACACUAAUGUUCCGUUUUAUGUCAAAAUCAAAAGUAUUUAAAUACUAGUUCUAUUUAAUGUGGUUAUGGAACCAGCUGGAAACACAAAACAAACUGAUUGUACAGCAGGCUGGACCCGGGAGGUCAGGUUCAUUUUGUUACAUAUGCAAUAAACUCACGACUUUACAUUUUA